AAAAUUCACCACAGCCGUGAGAGGUUGCAAACUCGCGAGACCGUACAAGCCAGGCAAAUCCCCAUGGCGGCGCAAGCGCUGCCGUUCCUCCGGUGGAGCCGGAGCGCCUCCUCCCUCCGCGCGCACUGCUCCGCCACAGCCGCGCCGCGCCGCCUCUUCUCCGCCCUCCGCCGCCCUGCCGCCGCCGCCGCCCGCUGCGAGGCCGGCUCCAAGGUCAUGCUCAAGGGGAUGGAUUACUCGGAACUCGAGAAUUGGGUGCAGGCGCAGGGGUUUCGGCCCGGCCAGGCCAUGAUGCUGUGGAAAUGCCUAUACGGGAACAACGUUUGGGCUCAUUGCCACGACGAGCUAACUGGUUUAAACAAGGACUUCAGGAAGAUGAUAACCGAGCGUGCUGAUCUCAAGGCAUUAACUGUGAAGGACAUUCUCACUGCAUCAGAUGGAACCCGUAAGAUACUGUUCUCUCUUGAAGAUGGUCCAGUGAUUGAAACAGUUAUCAUUCCUUGCGCUAGGGGCAGAACAACUGUCUGUGUUUCAAGUCAAGUUGGUUGCGCCAUGAACUGUCAAUUUUGCUUCACUGGAAGGAUGGGUUUGAGAAAGCAUCUGUCAACAGCUGAAAUUGUUGAGCAGGCUGUGUUUGCUCGUAGACUAUUCUCUGAUGAAUUUGGAGCAAUUACUAAUGUUGUAUUUAUGGGCAUGGGUGAACCAUUUCACAAUAUUGACAAUGUACUAAAAGCCUCAGCAAUAAUGGUUGAUGAUCAAGGUCUUCAUUUUAGUCCUCGCAAGGUUACUGUCUCCACAAGUGGUCUUGUCCCUCAGUUAAAACGCUUCCUCCAUGAAUCCAAUUGCUCCCUGGCUGUCAGUCUUAAUGCAACAACAGACGAGGUUAGAAACUGGAUAAUGCCCAUAAACAGAAAGUACAAUCUUAACUUGCUUCUUGGCACCUUAAGGGAGGAAGUUUGCCUCAGAAAGAAUUACAGAGUUCUAUUUGAAUAUGUCAUGCUUUCUGGAGUGAACGACAGUAUGGAUGAUGCGAAGAGGCUUAUAGAGCUUGUCCAAGGGAUCCCUUGCAAGAUCAACCUCAUUUCUUUCAAUCCCCACAGUGGUUCCCAAUUCAAGCCCACACCCGAUGAGAAGAUACUCGAGUUCCGCAAUGUUUUAAUUCAAGGUGGCCUUAUAGUUUUUGUUCGGCUCAGCAGAGGGGAUGAUCAAAUGGCUGCGUGCGGGCAGCUAGGAGAGCCUGGAGAUUAUCAGCUACCUCUGCUCCGUGUACCCGAGAAAUUUCAGGUCGCCGUGUGAUGCUAAACAGUACAGUCAUUAGCAAUUUGAUGAACACAAGUAACUGGUCCGGGAUGAAGAUUCGAUGAUGCAGGUGUAGUAAGUAGAAGUUAUGCCAUCUCUGGAGACUGCUCUGAUUUCGCGAAAUUUUAUCAACGUGGUGGGUCUUCAUCCGAACCUGGUCUUCAUCUGAGCCUGGAUACGUAAGAACACAUUUUGACAUGGUGAUGCUUCUGCUGACUCGUGGUGUAUCACUGUAUCCUAAUCGAGCAUUUGAUAAGAAUAUUAUAAACUGGGUAUUUCUCGCAGCUGGUUCAGCAUAUAAGAUUGUACUCUUUCCGUUCCAAA
Molecule: messenger RNA, 1623 nt
Organism: Setaria italica (foxtail millet)
Lineage: Eukaryota; Viridiplantae; Streptophyta; Magnoliopsida; Poales; Poaceae
Product: dual-specificity RNA methyltransferase RlmN
Exons: 8
Coding region: 64-1296 (410 amino acids)
Biological process (GO): tRNA methylation; rRNA base methylation
Molecular function (GO): RNA methyltransferase activity; iron-sulfur cluster binding
Source: RefSeq, a predicted model, not a curated record